AUGGUUGAUGCAGCUCUAAUCAAUAGUUUGCUUUUAAAUUUGGCACCUCUUAUUAAGGAUGAAUUCUCGUUGUUUUGGAAUUUUAAGAAAGAGGUUCAAAAGCUAUCAAGUACGCUAUCUUCAAUUAAUGUCGUACUUGAGGAUGCUGAGAGGAAGACUUGCACCUUUAAAGAUCUUCGUCUUAAAGUCAAAAGGCUUAAUGCCUCCUCCUCUUCAACCGGUCGGAUCCAGGUAACCAACUAUAUCACCCAUCCUUUUAAAAAUACUUGGACGCGUCUCAAAAUUGGUCACAAAAUUAAGGAUGUUCAAGAGAAACUAGAUCAAAUUUCUUCAGAACGAGAAAUGUUACAUUUGCGUGAAUCUAUUCAUGACUCAAAAAUAGAUAAGUGUACUAGUAGUUGGCGUGAAACCAUGUCUCUUCCUAGUUGUAGCCAAGUAUAUGGGAGAGAUAAGGAGCAUAAAGAGAUUGUUGAUAUUCUUGUCAAUAAUACAUCUAGUGUUAGUGUUGCUAAAGAGUUAUCUGUUCUGCCCAUUGUUGGAAUUGGGGGUAUAGGUAAAACAACACUUGCCCAAAUGGUAUUCAAUGACUACAAGGUUUCUAAGCAUUUUGAUCCCAAAAUAUGGGUUUGUGUUUCUGAUGAAUUUGAUAUUAAGUUGGUAAUCAAAGCCAUAUUAGAAGAAAAGGCAGAAGCUUGCUUAGAAGAAUUGCAGAAAAAAGUCAGAGAAAAAUUGAGAAGAAAAAGAUAUUUGAUUGUAUUGGAUGAUGUUUGGAAUGAUAAGGUUGAGGCAUGGAAUCAGUUGAGAUCUAUAUUAGAUUGUGGAUCAAAGGGUGCUUUCAUCCUAACUACGACACGUAAAAGAAAUGCGGCGAAAAUCAUGGAAACGAUUCAACAUUUAGAGUUAUCAUCCCUCUCGGAAGAUGAAUGUGUUCCUUUAGUUGUCAAGACAUUGGGAAGUCAAUUGUUGUUCAAUGAUGACGAAAAGGAAUGGUGCAGAAUAAAAGAUAGUGAGAUAUGGGAGAUAUCCCAAAAUGAAGAAUCCAAUGUCUUGUCUAUUCUAAAGUUGAGUUACUAUGAUCUUCCUUAUCAUUUGAAAAGAUGCUUUGUGUUUUGUGCUAUAUUUCCGAAGGAUACUGAAAUUAAAAAAGAAAUAUUGAUCCAAUUGUGGAUGGCCCAUGAUUUAAUUCCUACAGUUAAAAAUCAAGAAAUUGAAGAGAUGCAUGAUCUUGCCCAAUCUGUUAUGAAAGAUGAAUGUUAUACGAUUAAUGCUAAAAGAUCAAAUGAUGGUUUAGGACGUGAAAUUCGUCAUGUAACAGUAAUGGUUGAUCAGUUAGACAAAACAUCAGUUUAUUCUCUUAAGAAAAUUGGUGGGUUGCAAUCAAUAAUGCUUUAUGGAAAAGAUGACGAUGUAAACGUCAAAACUGAGAUAUUGUGUGUCUUAAAGGAAUUUCCGUUUAUACGUGUCUUUGAAGUAAACUGCAAUAAAUAUCAAGAUUUGCGUUAUGUGCAGUAUCAAUAUUUGCGUUAG
Molecule: messenger RNA, 1527 nt
Organism: Impatiens glandulifera
Lineage: Eukaryota; Viridiplantae; Streptophyta; Magnoliopsida; Ericales; Balsaminaceae
Product: disease resistance protein RGA2-like
Exons: 4
Coding region: 1-1527 (508 amino acids)
Biological process (GO): defense response to other organism
Molecular function (GO): ADP binding
Source: RefSeq, a predicted model, not a curated record